Molecule: messenger RNA, 1584 nt
Organism: Hemibagrus wyckioides
Lineage: Eukaryota; Metazoa; Chordata; Actinopteri; Siluriformes; Bagridae
Gene: capgb
Product: capping protein (actin filament), gelsolin-like b
Exons: 9
Coding region: 141-1178 (345 amino acids)
Biological process (GO): actin polymerization or depolymerization; barbed-end actin filament capping; actin filament severing
Cellular component (GO): cytoplasm; actin cytoskeleton
Molecular function (GO): phosphatidylinositol-4,5-bisphosphate binding; actin filament binding
Source: RefSeq, a predicted model, not a curated record
GUUUUAGGUGGGUGUGCUGCAAUGACUCAGAGUCUGAACAGGAAGUGUUUCAGUGCUUAGAGGCUGCUCCCCCUCUGCCAAAUCUCUUCCUUUGUUUUUCUUCAGAUUGAGAAAAAGUCCUCAGUUCUACUACUGCAAGAAUGUUCCCCUUCCAGGCUGCUCCAGAUCAGUUCGGGCCCGAGGUGAGGCAGGUGGGUCUGCACUGCUGGAGAGUGGAGAAGCUGAAGGCCGUGCCACUGGCGACGUCCGAGGUCGGAGCUUUCUAUAACGGAGACUCUUACCUGGUGCUGCAGAACAGAGGAGACGAAGGCGCUGACCUGCACAUGUGGAUUGGUGAGAAGUCGACUCGUGAUGAGCAGGUGACCUGUGCCGUGUUGGCCACUCAGCUGGAUAACUUCUUGGGUGGAGAUCCUGUCCAGCACAGAGAGGUGCAGGGCUACGAGUCGCCCGAGUUCAUGAGCCUCUUCCCCAGGGGAAUUAGCUAUAAGGAAGGAGGAGUGGAGUCGGGUUUUAGGAAACAGCAGUCUGGCUCUGGUCCGAUUCAGAGGUUGUAUCACAUUAAGGGGAAGAAGAACAUCAGGGCAAAGGAGGUGGAGCUGAAGUGGUCCAGCUUUAAUAAAGGAGACUGCUUCAUUCUCGACCUAGGAGAGACGAUCGUGGCAUGGGUCGGCUCUCAGGCCAAUAUAUUCGAGAAGCAGAAGGUGCGAGAGAUUGCCACUCUCAUCAGAGACACGGAGAGACACGGCAAAGCACAAAUCUCUCACAUCCAAGAGGGAGAGGAGACGCCUGAGAUGCUGAAGGUUCUCGGUCCGGUGCCGGCGAUUAAAGAGAGCAGUCCAGAGGAUGACAGCCAAGCAGACGUGUCGAACUCGGCCUCUCUCUACAAGGUUUCGGAUGCGACAGGGUCGAUGAAACUGACCAAAGUCUCUGAGAAGAGUCCAUUUGCCAAAGACCUGCUGGUUCGUGAUGACUGCUUCAUCUUGGACAACGGAGCCAACGGCAAGAUCUUCGUUUGGAAAGGCAGUGGUGCCAAUGCUGAAGAGAAAAAAGCCGCUCUGAAGGUGGCAGAUGAUUUCAUUGAGAAGAUGAACUACACCAGGAUGAAGACGCAGGUGGAGAUCAUACCGCAGGGCCGAGAGACCAUCAUCUUCAAGCAGUUCUUCAAAAGCUGGAAUUAAAAUAAUUCAUUUUACCUGACGGUACUAAAGAAAAACAACAACAAAUGUUACAGUGACUGGAGCAGUAUUUAAUUUACUAAAAUUAUAAUGAAUUCUCACAGAGUUAAUGGUAAAAAAGAUACGGUAGAAAUAUCUAGAAAUCUCUCUCUCUUUGUUUUUUUAAGAUUAAAUAUGUAUACGAUAUAAAUAAUAAUACUAAUAAUACUAAUACUGGAUUUAUUUUUAUUUUUUUUUCCAAUUUUGUGCAACUCAACUCAAACUGCCAGUGAUGAGAUCGGUGUUAUUUCCCAGCAUUCAGGCCAAGAUCAUGUUUAACAAAGUCUUUUUUUUUACAUGUUUUGUUUGUUAAUAAUCUGUUUAUUGUGCUAAAUUGGCAGCAGAGCAAUAAAAGUCACAGUGGAGUAAG